AUGACGUUAAAAUCCAAUAAAAACGAAGCUGCUGUCAUACUGGAGCCUGUGAACAGCGUCCGGACAGCCCUCUCUGAUCUCUACCUGGAGCAGCUUCUCCAAAACAAACCAAAGUCUGACAAGGUAAGGUGUCGUUUUUUCGCAUGUUUUCUUAUUUACCCCUCAGAUUUUGGUGCUCAUGUUUGCUUCCGGGAAGCAGCCGUAAAGAUGGAGCACAUGACCAUUUGUUUGUUCCUCGACUUGAUCUCUAAAAAUAGACCCCGUUAUAUGUUUUUACUGUGAGUAGUGGACCGAGUGUGUUGAUCAGUUUAAACAAAGAAACAUGCAUGCAGAUGAUACUGGGUCUGUGUGAGGAACCACUGCAUUGCUCAGUCAGCUUAACCUCGAAUCCUGCAGACAUUGCAUGGACAAUUUCACUUCUGCAUUUCCCCUCAAAACUACUCAUGGAAAUCACUUGACCAAGUCAGAAAGUAUAGUUUGCUGUGAUCAUAUGACAGUGAGUGGUCUGGAGAUAUAGGCUGUCUUCUGAACCCUAUAAAUGCACAUCAACAUGUUAAAAUUACUUUAAAAUCUCCUUGAAGAAAAGCAUAAGAAGUUCUGCCUUGCGGGGCAGAGUUGUGCAACUUGAAAGAAGUAAAAUGAGUGAUAGUGCUGGGAAAAGUUGCCAGAGGCUGUACUGGACUUCUGCUAAAGAGUUAGUGUUAGCUGAUUGAUGACAUGUGUACUUUCCCCUUUUAUUACAGGCUGUUGUUUGAGGAUUUAAACGUGUUUUAAGCUUGAUUAUGUCCUGAAACCCCCUCUAAAACCUUGUACAUGUGACCACAAAGGAACCUAAACUUUAAAUCCUAGUUUAAGUCCAGGCCUUAGUUUGGCAGGCAGUAGUAUCGAGGGAGCUCUUUGUUCUGGACUUCUUCUCUGAAUCUGAAAAGUCAGCACAGAGUCACCAUGAAGGGAGGAAACUCCUCUCCUGACAUCAGCAGUUUGAGGUUCAGUAGCCUUGAGCUUCAAUCUUACCACUGUGUUCUUCUUCUCCUGCUCAGUGCUGAUUUGUGAAAUCAGUGACUUUAAGUGCAGUCACAUGGUUCAUUAUCUCACAGAGCAGACCUCUGAGUUACCGUCAUAUCAAUGUUCCUUAUGAGUGCACGUUUUACAUCAAGUGCAGUGGGUUUAUUACGUGAAAUUGAUUCUUUAUCACAAGUGCUCAGGCAGACUUAAGUGAAGUGAGUUGAGCUUUUUAAAUUUUCCACCUCAGGGUUGUUUUUCUGCUUUACACUGAGUACAUACCUCAGGCUUUCUGAGCACUGGCCUUACAAAGACAGCCAUUCAUCCAUUUCCACUCAAGCUUCACUACUCCACCUGUUGUUUUAGCCUCAGUCCUCACCUUAGAGUUUAGGAUAAAGUUAAACUAAGUAUACAAACAAGUUUACGCAAGUCAAAUGAGCCCGCAGCAGUCACAGAGUAUUUAACUUUUACGUCAGUUCUAGUCUUUCAAAGCCUACAGCUGUUUUUCUACAACUGAGCCAAAAUCUGCAAGUCUGUGUGGAAAAAAAAGGGUCAUUCAAGUUUGUCUGACAGGCCUCUAUCUCACUGUUUGUUUCUUUUUUAAAGACAAAGGUACAUUAAGGUCAUGUAUUGAUCUCCUGCUGUGCUCCUUCAAUAGAUCAAGCCUGGAUUCAACAGAGAGAGAGGCUGAAUUAUUGAUGUAGCAUGCCUCUGAUGGCUAAUUAUCUGUAAAGACAGCACACAUAAUAAAAAGAGGUAUUUUUUUUAAGUAAUGUAAUCAUUUAAAUGGAGGGUUCAAACAGUAAGUGUAGACUCAAAAAUGCUCCUGUUUCCUUGUUAAGUCUACUCAGGAAAAAAAAAAAAAAACAUGUAGAUGUGAUGAGUAUUAUUCAAAAACAGGAAAUUCUCUGCUCUUUCCUUUCUUUACCCGCCUGUUUGUUUAUUCCGUUUCUCCUCCACACCCAAAACUGGUUUCUGAGAGGGCCUCUUGACCCCUGUUACAGCCACAUAUUUCAACACUUAGCAGUGAUUGGAGUCAUUGUGAUCAGCUAGAUGAACAUCUAUUUAAUUAAUCAUGAGUUUUUUUCAUCUAUUUACAGCCUGGAACUGUGGGUGAUAAGAGCUGAUAGAGCUCUUUGUGUAAAUCAUGCCGAGACAUUAGAAAUUCUCUGUUGUGCUAAUCCAAAUCUCAUCAAAUGUUUUAGCACUUAGUGGAAGAACUUCCCUGUUUUUAUAGCCUGUUAAUGUGUGAAAUCUCUGCAGAGUUUCAGUGGUUUUGUUUCAGAGUAGUUAAUCAUGAUGAUGUUUGAGCUUUUUAUUUUAGUUAAUGUUUUUUGGUUCAUCGUUGGCCUUUGCCUCCCUUUUGACAUGACGAUUUUUUUCCAUUUUAAGCAUGCUCAUUAAUCAAUACUGCCGUAGAAGCCACCAAAUGUGCGCAACACUGAAAUCUAGGACAAGGUCUCCAUAGGAAACAAUUCAGUAUUGUAUCAUUUCAUACCGAUUUAUAUCGUAUCGUAUCAUAUCAUCCUGUCUUAUGUACUUUCCUUCAUUCUCUGUCCUGUGUAGGAUCAGCACAUUCUUUCUCAGUGCCUUGUGGAAAAAGCAACACACUGCAGUUUUUCAAAAUAAGGAAAAAAUAAUAAAUGCCUUUAUUGGAUGUUCAGCCAGUUUAAUUUCUUUUUUUUUUUCUCUUGCAGUCUUAAAUUAAAGUAGUCAGAAGUUCACAAAUAUGUGCAUUCACGAAACUAAUAUCCUGUUGUCAUGGGAGCUCCUCCAGAAUGAAAUGUUUGCUCCAGGAUGAGAAAUAAGAGACCAGACAGACACCCCGUAGAUUUUACAGAUAGAAAUCAGAGUUUGGUGUUUCAGGAUGGAUAUGUGUUUGGUGAUUUUAUCUGCAGCAAAACUGCAGAACAAAUUCUUCUCCUGAGAGGAUGUAAUUUCAUUCUCUCACUGUGGGACAGAAUCCAAAUCCUCCCUCCUGGUACCACCUAGUCCUGACUGGGAACAGCACAGAGCUGGUAAAUAAGUAUCAGGUUGCACAAAAACAGCUGCAGCCGGUUGUCUCCUGACUCACAGUCUGUGCAUGAAGAUACAAAAAUUUAGGUCCUUUUCUCUACUUGAGUCCAAAAUUUAGAGAAUUAUGUUUUUUUAGUUUAACUUUAUUCCUUGUUUUAGAAGACAGCCACCGGCAUCAUUUCAAAGUGACACAGUUUACUUAAAGAUCAUUAGGUUUUCCAGUGGAAGCACAAGCUAACAUGUACACAUGUACAUAUUUACAUGUUAAAGAAACAAAUCCAAGACCAGAUUAAAAAAAGACAGGAGUAAAACAGUAGGAGUUUCUGCUUUCUGUAUCAAACUGCUGCUGCAGUCUGCACAUUAUUUUAGGGCUGAGGUUAUAGUCUCAGGAGAGGAGGGUUAUAAUGAUAUUUAUCGUUUUAUCAUAGUGCUGAUUCUGGAGGAUAGAUAUAUUUUUUGCUGAAGCAGUGCUGAUGUUUGAGAAAGUUUGUGCUGAUGCAGUGAAUUGUGUCUCUGAUGUCGGUUUAGUGUUCAAUUUAUAAACCUUUGGAUAUUGUGAUUUCAUUGUUCUAGAUUCUGUUCAUGAGAGCCAUCCACAAACUGAGAAUUUACUGCUAAGGAGUCAUAUUAUCUUAUCUCCUACUUAAUAUACUGUAGUUACUUGGUUAUGCAAUAAGAGCACUGUCUCUGUAAGCUUCAUGAACAUGUGGAUCUUCUCUCUGGCAGUGACUUAGACUGGAAACCGCCAUUGUUGACAUAUGGAAGACAUAUGGAAAUUUUCUGUGUUUGGGGAUUUCCUGCAUCUGUGAACUCUUAUUGAAGUUUUUUUAUUUUUUUCAGUUUAAAGGCAAAGAAUGAAUCAAGUCAGCCCGUAGUCUCUUCAUUCAAACUCUCAGCUGUUCAAAAUUAUACUAAAAAAAAAAUCAUCUUUCUUGCAUUAAUGCUGUUUUUUGAUACCGACCACCUGAUGACACCAUUGGUCUCCAUGACCACAUGAACCUGGUUCACAGGAUCACUGGACGAGGUAAAUGAGCUGUUAAAUCACUGGGUUAAUUUUCAACCGUGAACAUAUGUUGAAACUGCAAAUGAAACAUAGCUGUUAGCACACAUUGGCAAAAAGGUUUCGCUCGCUGCACUUAUUAGAAAGAGAAAUGACCUGAACCGUCCGACCAAAUCUGCAGAACAAAGAGUUAAAUGAUUUGCAUAAGGAGAGAUUGAUUUUGAUCCACCAAACAAUGACUUUAAAAAAUAUUUUUGUCCCUUUUCUUUUCCUAACAGGCCACUAUGCAAACCUAUGAAAAUAAAGGGGCUGAUGUCUACACCAAUGGCAGUGCCAAACACAUGAACGGCACAGAGCUGACCAGGAUGAGAGAAGUAGCAUUUGAAAAGAAUCCUUCAGAGCCAAUGGUAUAUAAAUCAUCCGCUCCCCUACACAAACACUGUGCCGACUAUUCCUCAUUAUGUGUUGCUGAUUCCUCCUCUCUAUUGUGUUUUUUUUUUAAUAGGGCGUAACUCUGAAGCUGAACGACAAACAAAGGUGCACAGUGGCCAGAAUAUUGCACGGGGGCAUGGUCCACAGAGAAGGUGAGUAAUCACUCAUUGAUUUGAUGCCAGUGUUAGUGGGUACAAAGCUGCUGAUCUCUGAUUUUAUGUGUUAGAAAGAAAGUUCUUCAAGAAACCACAAGUUUAUUUUCCAAUCACAGCCAAUCAUUUCAGAAUUAUCAGCAUCUCUGUGUGCUGAGGGAGGCUGAAAUAGCUCCAUAAAAGCACCAGUUAAAGGCUAUUAUAAGUGGAAUACACUGUAUUUAGAUAAUAUAUGUACUUUAAAAUGGUACUUCAGCUGUUGAAGUGAAAAUAUUUCAAGCAUGUGCAGUACUUUAUAGUUAUGAUUAUGAUUUGUUCAAGGCUAUAACUGUCAAAAAUAAUGUGACAAACAUCUCACUACUGCUGUAGCCACUUUCAUAUUUGUUUUUUAUCUUAUCUCUGUCUAUGAGCACCUGUUACACAAAAGUGCUUCAUGUAACUAAACUUUUAACUCUGACAAAAAAAAAAAAGUUUAAUCAAUCCAUAACAUUUUUCAAGACCAAAGAUAAGGAUGCAAACUCUGCUUUAAAAUUACCCCAAAUCAAGAAACAAGUAGGUCUGACACUGUUGGGUUUUGUCGCAGGAGAAUCAAUAUAACUUGGACAGCUGCCUGCACAUAUUAGGAGCACACCAACACAGCCCUACAGUGUCUAAGCUGCAGGAUAGACAAAUGUUUUUGAAGUUCUCACACUUUUUCCUUGUGUCUUCUUUGCAGGCUCGUUGCAUGAAGGUGAUGAAAUAGCAGAAAUCAAUGGAAAAAGUGUGACAAACCACAGUGUAGAUCAGCUACAAAAGAUCCUGGUAAGUUUGUUCUAAAUUACUGUCACUGUUGGGGGAUUAUGUCAGAUUUUCAUGUCAUCAUUUAGAUCUGGAACUGAAAUUCAGUUGUGUAUCUUUUCAUGCAGAAAGAAACAAAUGGAACCGUCACAAUGAAGAUCAUCCCCAACCUGCAGAGUCGAUCCAGAGCCUGUGAGGUAAUAACACGCCCAACAGAGUAUGCAGCCAUUUGUGGUCUCUUGGUGUGUUGUACUUUGUUUUUGGGGUGAUUCUGGGUUAAAUAUUUGUUUGUUUGCAUGCAUAAAUCAAGAAGAUCAGUCUUCAAUCUGGAUCCACUUGUAUUUUUCUGUGGUGUGGUCUAUAACAUUUUGUUUAAUUGCUUGUAUGUUCCGUUUUUUCCUCCACUAUUUUUUUUUUUUAAAGCAUUUUGUUCUUUGUUAGGUGAAUCAUCUGUUAGUCAAUGAACGACCAAGGUGACUAUAACAUUAGCUUAAAUGCAAAGAACGUCAUUCACAUCAGUUCUGCUAGUGUGACUUGAAACACUUUGUUAGUGUGUUUCAUUCUGCCAUCUACUGCCCACAACACAUCACAUGCUCUCCAGCAGCCAAUCAUGACACUCCUGUGAAAUUAAAAUGGCUGGUUAGCUUGAUACUAUUGAUUGUGUAACAUGGAUGAAUAUAAAGAGCCUCAAAUGAAUGUCCACAAAGAAUAAACAUUGAAUUCAGCGAUAGUUUAUCGAUACAGUAUGUCUAUGCUGUGGUCAGUGAUGGCAGUCUCUAAAAAGCCUGUAGUCCAUUAAAGAUGUAGACUUGCUUUUCAUAUUUAGACACCAUUUUUGGUGACCCAGACGCCUCCAGCUACCACUGGAGUAACUUUGGGGAACCACAAAUGUUCAUGAACUUUACUAACUUCAGAAAUAAUCCACCCUGAGAAGCCUUUAAAAGUCCUCCUGUUGUGAUCUUUGACGGAUAAGUACUUCACAGCCACAUUUCUCUAAAAAAAGGAGACAUGCAGAUGCGUUAGGAUCUGACCAUAUUCUUACAGCUUGUCACCUGAAUGUCAUUUGAUGCUCUCAAAUAUUAAUUUGUGGUUUUGUAAAUCAUCUGCAGGAUGAUACUGGAUAACUUAAGCGUCAGAAAAUAGUAAAUAGUUUAUUCUUACAGCAAGAGCUAAGCUGUCCAAGAUCACAUCAUGAGCAUUUAAACUUUUUUUAAGAGUACAUUUUCUAUUCAAGAUUUAGCAGAAUUUAAAUUUAUGUGUUGGGAAAUCUCAUUCAGAUAGGAACUGUAGGUAUGUGUUGUCCAAAAUAAGCCAAAGGGCAAACAUUCAAAGUUACACUUUCCUACUAACAACAUGAGUUUAGCUUUGUACUGCCACUGUCUGGAAACUCUUGUUAAAAGUAAUAUUAGUUAAAGCCCUGUUAGAGUCGGAUAUGUGAUCAUGACCCGAAAUGUAAUAAUUGGUUAAUAAUGUAACAAAAGUUCUGAGCCUGACAUGUAAUUAAAAAAAUGUAAUAAAACCCGAAAUGUAAUUACUGACCCAUAAUGUUACAACUUGCGACAUUUUGGACAAAAAGUUAUUACAUUUUGGGCUCAGCAUCUUGCUAUUUUAUUCACCAAUUAUUAAAUUACAUUAUUAAAAUUUUUUAUUUUCUUUUAAUUAAAUUUCAGGUCAUUGUUACAUAUCAGGCUCUAAAACCCUAAUGUGAAAACUGUCUUAACAUCACAGUGACUUCAGUGUUUUUUGACACAAAGAAUGAGUGAACCACAAAAGAAUUCUCUUCUUUCAAAACACUUGUGUUUCACUUGUAAUUUCUCUGAAUCAUACAAGUAAUUCUGAAAGCAAGUGGUAGAGAAUAUAAGAAAAUUCCUUCUUAGAGCUUCUAAUAGGACUUUUUUAUGUGUAUGAAAUAUACCCUGUUCUAACAUUGUACAUAUUAAAUAUUCACAAUAAAUAACAUUUCUUUGUCAGGAGACACUACUGAAGCAUGCAGAGAAAAAGAUAAGCAAAGAUUGCUUUUGUCCACAGGGAGUGCCAAAAUUGACACCCAAGGUCCGCACAGGAGCUUUAAAGCAUAGAAAAGUUUACAAGUAAAAAGUUUUCAGGACUAUUCUCAUAGAUUUUCGUAACAAACGGGUAUAUUAAAUAUAAUUUGUAACAGCUGGCUCGGGUGGGUGAUGGAUUUAUAGGGGCACAUUGAAUUUCCUGAUUCCUCCUUUCAAGAAUACAACUCUGCUGUAUGAACUCUUGAUCUGCAGAUGUACAUGAGAGCCCAGUUUGACUAUGACCCCACCAAGGAUGACCUCAUUCCCUGCAAAGAGGCAGGCCUAAAGUUUGAAACCGGUGACAUCAUCCAGAUUAUCAACAAGCAGGAUCCGAACUGGUGGCAGGGACGGGUGGAAAGUAGUGCUGCUGACUUUGCCGGACUGAUCCCCUCCCCUGAGCUGCAGGAAUGGUAAACAGCUCUGUCAGACAUGUCCCACUGACAUGACAAAGACUGACAUCUUGUCCUUCAGCAUAGACCAAAGAACUGAGAUUAUUCUAAAUCUCCUCUCGCACUGCAGGAGGGUGGCCAGUAAGAGCAAAUCCAGGGAGGGCAGCCAGUCCUGCAGCCCGUUUGGAAAGAAGAAGAAGUGCAAAGACAAGUACCUGGCUAAACACAGCUCUAGUGAGUGCUUCUCUGCAAUCAAGGCCUCUUCACAUGUCAUUUUUCUUCUUCAUUCGACAGUUUAACUAAAAUAAACUCAUUCUGUUGCAGUUUUUGACCAGCUGGAUGUGAUUUCUUAUGAGGAGGUUGUUCAGCUCCCUGCCUUCAAUAGGAAAACACUGGUGCUAAUUGGUAAGAGUCCAAAAACAGUCAGCAUUAAAUGAGACAGUGCAGUAUUUUUCCUGCUUUCAGAAUGAUACAAUUGUUCUCAGAAAGUCAGGGAUCUUUUUCUUUCACAUGCCUUUAAGUACAUGUUUAUUUCAACUUUGAGAUAAGAGAUGUAAGUUUCAAGAGAGAACUGGAAAGAGAUUUGUAUUUUUUGGCUAAUUUGAAUCUUUGAGACAACCAAGUGUUAAGACAUGAGAGUUAAAAAUUUCCUUGUGAAUUAAAAUGUGUCUUCUUUUAGGGGCACCUGGUGUAGGAAGGAGCCAUAUCAAAAAUGCACUGUUGACCAAAUACCCGGAGAAGUUUUCCUACCCUGCCCCUCGUAAGUGGUUCCAUACACUGUAUUUUCUUUUUCUCAUCAAUGAGUGGCGUCUUCUGAUGAAUUGUCCGUCUGACGAGUUUUAAAUCUACCACACAGACACUACCAGGCCGCAACGUAAGGACGAGGAGAAUGGGCAGGAAUAUUAUUUCAUCUCCACUGAGGACAUGACCAAGUGCAUCACAGGAAACGAACUGCUGGAGUACGGCAGCUUUCAGGGAAACAUGUUUGGAACCAAAAUCGAGACCAUCCAGAAGAUCCAUGAGCAGGGCAAAAUCGCUGUGCUGGAUAUAGAGCCACAGGUUGGUACAUACAUGCUCAACAACCAAACAGGGAGGCUGGAAAAAUUUAACAUAUACAUCCCAGUAGCCAGAGUUUAAUUGUCAAUCACUUGCAGGUUUUUUUAAUGGCUUUUUGAAUAGUUUAAAAUACUUUUAAAAAUGAUUUAUUAAAAAGUACGGAAAUACACCUUCACAUCAUGUUUGAUUCUCAGAUCUGUUCAUAUGCUGUAAUGGUGCAGAGAGCAUAAGGAAAAUUAAAAAAAUAUAUAAAAAAUCUAACUUGUAAAUGUUGUUGUAUAAAUGUCAAAGAUCCCUCAGGUCAGUACAGGCCACACCAGGACAGAUUUCUGUGUUGGUUAAAGCCGACACUCAUAGUUUCAGAAGGUGCAGUGAGUUAGGUGUUUUCCUGGAAAGAAUGGUGUAGGAGGCCGUAAUUGAAUAGGGUUGUCAUUUUAUCACCUUUUGAAAUAACUAAAAAACAUACAAAAAAAUUAAUCAUUAGUUGUGCAUCUGUAUGAUAAAAACUAGCUAUAUUUACUGAUACCGUGCGUGAUAAAAAAUGUUUUCUGUGUGUUUGUGUUCUAUUUUUUGUUUGACUCGUGUCAUCUGUUAAAUGGACAAAUCAGGGUUUAUACUGAAGCCAGUCAGUAGGAGGAUCUGUAAACAUUUUAAAUUCACAGUUUGUGAACACUGUUGGUGUCCAUUUUAAUAUAUAGUCUAUGCCCUACACAUGCUGUUUUUGUUAAACUGAUCUAUUUUAUAUUUUUCUCUCUCCUUUUUUUCCUGCAGACUUUGAAAGUCUUGCGGACUGCUGAAUUUGCACCUCUUGUUGUGUUCAUCGCUCCAACCACCACAGCUGCCCAGGUGCUAAAUCUCUAUCUGACUUAAAUCUCUUUAUGACUUAAAAACAUUUGAUUCAUUUGGUAACAGCAGCUGACUCUCUGUGUCUUGUAUCUUAGACGGAAAACCUCCUGAUGAUCCAGAAAGAGUCAGACGCCAUUGCGGCCACAUACAGACAUUUCUUCGACGUGGUUCUCGUCAACAACGACGUGGACGAGAGCGUGAAAGGCGUAGAGGAGGCCAUGGAGCUGGCCACCUCUACCCCACAAUGGGUGCCUGUGUCGUGGGUGUACUGACCGAUGUCAGUGAAACACCUUUUGUGUGUUGAAAAGCAGUGCAAUAUCACUCCUUACACAAAACAAGUUAGUGAUGUCCCAGGUGUGUGUGGGUUUACUUUUGGUUCGUGUUAAUUGUCACCGAAAGUUUUUGCACCAAUGAAUCCAAAAAAAUAAGCAAUAUGUAGAGAGGUUUACUUAGAAAGUGGAGAGCCUCACCAGGGAUGUUUUAUUUGAAUGUUUAGAUGUUUGUGCUUCAGGUUUUUGAGUGGCUAAGGGAUAGUUUUGGUGCAGCACGCGCUUGUGAAUGUUUGAAUGUGAAUAAAAGCAAAAUAGGACCACAACUGUGACUGAAAUCCUCACAAUGAAAUGUCAGGAUUUUAUCAUAUACAGCAUUACUCUGGAUUCAUCAUCCUGUUUUGUUCUUGCUAGAUUGUGCCAUGAAUUUGAGAUACUAACAGCAUUUGUCAUACAUUAUGUGUAACUCCACUCGACAAUAACAUCACCCACACAGAAUCUUAUGUCAGUCGUUGACAGCCUCACAUCUCUCCUUAUCACACUGUAUACCUCAUGGGGUACUGUAAAGGCACUUUUAAACAAAAAUAAAUUUCCCAGCUCUGUUUCAACAUCUUUGACUCAGUUUCAUGCUCAAAUGUUUCAGAAAACCUUAAAGGAAAAGAGUGAAUCUUUCAACCUGACCCACAAAAGUGACAAAGAUAUAUAUGCCAAUAAAUUUAAAGCAAAAAAGGGUAAUAAAACUGGCAAAAGGUUCAUAUGUUAUCCUUUUAUAGUUAUGCCAAGAUUUCUCCUUUUUUGAGCGGAAUAUCUCUACAGCCUUUCAGACUUGGACUUCAGAUCAGAAGCCUUGCUGAGCAGGGAGGUCAUGUCUGCCUCUGUUUUUCAAGUAAAGUCAGAGCUUGACGCUUUGAUAAAUUAUAGAUCAAGAUGUGCAUGUCUGAGCUGUUCAAUACAAGGGGUGUACCUGUAUCUCUCACACAUUACAAUUCUUGCCUCAUCCACAGAGAGGGAGCGAUCAUUACAGGCUAUACAUGACAAUGAGUCAGUUUACAGCUUCUACACAGAACGUCUGAAGCCAUGAGAUCAACUACUCAAAAGCUUAUUUUUUAAAUCAGUGGACGAUUAUGCAGGAUUAUAAAAUUGAGCGUAAUCUGGUUUGCAGUAAAAUAGGAUAUAAAUCAGUAAAACAAAAUCAACAACAGAAAAGUGUACCUGAAGUUGCAGAUACACCAACAAUGUCAGACAUGCUAACCUUUACGCUCCAAAAUGUCACUGAGGUCAUAAUCAUGAGGGGGGCUCGGCAGGGGGCUGCUGCCUCUGCACAUAUUUGCUGGGGAUGGAAGUGAUGAAACCAAACAGUCCUGUGGCACCACCAUGUGGGCUCUGAAAAUACACCCUAAAUCAGCAACCUGAGAACUCACAAUCUGAACCUUUAUAUUUUUAUGGAAAUAUACGAUUUAUUCUGGUCUGUACAUACAGAGUAAAGAUGAUUAUUUCCGAAUCCUCAGCAAGUAUAUGAGUAUGAUAAUAUUAGCUAUAAAAUAUGUCAAAUAGUGCCUCAAAGAUUAGCAGAUGAGUCGCAAGUAUGUCAAAAAGGUGAUUUUUAAACUGAGCUGAAAGUGGAUAAAAGAAAGAGCAGCUCAGGAUAUUAAAAGAAAAAAAGAAGCUGAAGAAAAACCUUGAUAUUUAAACCUUUAUUAUUAUCUUUGGAUGGUUUUACAUUCAGUACAAAUCAUGUUACGCAGCCGGAUACCUUCUCAAAGAUGAUGGGAAAGAAUAAUCUAAUACUUUAUUUGAAUGAGAUGAGCAACAUGACCAAAGUUAUUCACAUUCAGAGCAACUAACACAGCCUUUGACUUUUAACAUCAUUGUAAAGAAAGAAGUGAAAUAAUGUCCUAAUUUUUCACCAAAACGGACAAGAAACACACAAAAAAACUUGACCAAACCAAGAAUUUAGUAUUGAAACUGGGUGGAUUUUUAAACUCAGGAAGACUCCAGCCUGUGUGAUUGAGCUGCACCUUUGGGACUAAUGCUUCAAACACAGCCAAUAGAUGUGUUAGGUGAGGGUGAUGGGUUAAGUGGGUUCAAUGUGUCGUGGGAUGUUUGAGUGAUUGGAUUUAACCUGAGUGGGGAUUACUUCAACACUGUGCAAUGAAGGAUCUCUCCCAACAUUGGCAGGAUUAUGAUGUUGCAUUUUUCACCAAUAUGACUGUAGACAAAGGUUCAGAAUUCAGACACAGAAAAUGGAACACUUUAAGCUAUUCAUUAUCACAAUCUUAAUCGAUGAGGAAGUAGCUUUUCCAUCAUGUCUGCAUUAUGGACUGGAUCCAUUUUGUGUAUUUCUUCUUUAAUCGUACAGACAUGUUGAAGAUGAAAUGGAGCCUUGAAUGAGCACACACGUCGAUCAGUAAUCAGGUUAUCAAUAAUAUUUGGUACUCGAGUGCAGUUCUGGCCUUUGGUGUCUUAAGGGUGUAGAUAUAAUCAUACCAAUUCUUAAUCUUUAAAAAAAAGGAACCUAUUUUAACCCUAGAACACUAUCGCUGGGUGAUUUUCACCCGACCAAACAUCUUAACGUGAUUUUCAUUAUGUUGUGUUUGUCUGAGUAUAAUGGGUCCCUGGGUAGCUUCAGCAUUGCCUUUGACAUCUUUGAAAGCAUAUUUGUUUCCCUGAUCCAAAACCCACUUUUUCCUACAGGCACAUGUUCGGGUGAUUUUCCCCGUGUGUGACAGAGAUUAAUAACUAUCAAAAAGUAGUGAUCCUAAGGGAAUUCAUAUGGUGAUAAGAAAUAGUUUAGUCAGCUGGUCAUUUUUACUCACUCAAAAUAUGCCAUAUUUUGGUUAUCUCCUGCAGCCUUCUAUUGUGCCAAGGACCCUGAGUCGACACCAAGUAAGACUCACAAGCCCCAGGAAUGGGUGGAAAAGAAACUAAGUUUACAGUUUCUAUAUAUAUUCAUUUUUUUAGGAAUUUUUUGUUCAUGAAUGCCUAAUUUCAGUUAUUUUGUUGCAUUUUUAUUUGGUCCCCUGAUGGCACUUUUUCUCCCUCCCUUUGGACAUUGCACCGUUAAAAAUACAAGAAAAUUACUUUAAUUUGUCAUGUAUUGUCCUAUGUUGAUACAUUUUGAUGACAAGUACUUUUUCUUGGGUAUAUUAUUCAAGGUAAAAAUCAUCCGGCAAUAGUGAUGGUGUUACUAAUUUUAGUGAUAGUGUUCUAGGGUUAAUAAUGCCUGCCUGGCAUAGAUCAAGAUGUAAAUUCCCACUCAUAUUAAUAAAACUCAAUUUUUACUCAGAAAUACAUAUGUAUAAAACACACAAACAUCUAAGUCCUUGCUUUUGUGCACAAAGAAAGCCUAAAAUGAUGAUAGAGGUCUACAUGUUCAUGUCAGGAUUUCAGGAUUUAAACAUUUUGUAUUUCAUGUUUAGAAAUCAUCAAACUACAGCACAAAAUUUCUGUUUUCUUAAUCAUUCUAUGAUGACUCAUUGUGACUGCUUCUGCCUAUCCUGGGAAACCCCUCUUCAGGAGGCAGUAAAGGCCAAGCUGGAGAGCACACGUCCCAGAAGACCCCUAUAAAUUAUGUAACACUUUAGUAAUCUACAGUACCAUUCUUAAACUAAUUCAUUUUUUCAAGUCAGAUAAAUCAAAAAUACAUCCUUAUCUAAAUAUUUUUUUGUUAUUAAUUGUAUUAUUUUCACUCUGCCUGUAUAUAUUUAUUAUCAGUGAUAACUAGGUAUCUAUACUGCGAAGCUUGCCACACCCCCUUUCGAGGAACGCCAUUUUGUUGACACACAGCCUUGCAAUCAAAAUAAGCUCCUUUAAAGAAGCUUUAAGCUCAAACGGCACCGUGGCAUGUAAUGUCUGGAAAUAACACAUGUGCACAGCCCUUAUAACAGCAUCUCCACACAAAAGCAGCGCUGUCUCGGUCAUUAAACGUGUGUGAUUGAAGUGUCCGGCCACCCAUCUCAACAUGAAACUCGCCUCAUUGACGUCACAGAGCCAUCUUUGUCCACCUAAUCCAGGCGGCUGUUUAUUACACCUUCAUUACUGCUCGGACCCUGACAGCGCCAGGCUCCUGUAUAUUAGCCUGCAGGUGUACCGCAUCACCGUAGAAAUAGGAAGAAGGACAGUUGUUGUUUUCUUGUUGCACGUCUGAUACAAGGCAGAGAAAAACCCUCCUGGGCUGUGCAGGGAAAGGAAGCGCCACAAUAACCAACCAAAGGGUGCCAGAGGGUAGAGAGGAGCGCACAAGGCAAUCCACAUCCAUCUGCCAGCCAUUUAGCACGCGCUAACAUUUCCAGUCCGGAUUUCAGCACAGCUGUCCAGCCAAUACAACCAGGAAAAUGUAAGUACAUCAUCGUUUUAAUACCUCCUCGCCCUUAAAUCCCAAUUUGUGAACGAAUUAGAGUGUCGCCUUCAUGGCUGAUAUUGGCAGGGUGUUGGGGAUUUACGCUGUCUGAAUGUUUCUGAGUGUUUCUCGUCAUUAAAUGCUGAGGUUAUUUCUUUGCCGUCACGCUCGCUCGUUUGUCAUUGUUAUUAGACGCGGAUGAAUCCAGUUUUUAAGCCCAUUUACUCCGCAAAUUUGACCUAACGUACAUGUAGAGGCUAACGCGUUGGCCUAACCUUGGAGCUUACGGUAACAACGAGUUUAUCCGUCAAUAAAUGCGUAAUUAGCUGUAUUUUGACGUUUAUUCGGUAAAGGUGCUCCAUACCGUGCGUCUGUGUUUUAAUUUAGUCGUCGCGUGCUUUUCACCGGAGCAGGCACGCACACAUUUUUUCCAGUUUGGACUGGUUUGGUUCUGAAAAGGACACCGUCUGUGCGAUCACCCACAGGCUAAUUGAAGCCACAUAACGGGAAAUAUCCUCCACAAUAAAGCAGUUUUUGUCCGUACUGAACAUUUCCAGACCCUCAUUUUUCGUCUUUACAGGUCAGGUGAUGAUGAGGCUCAUAUUUGAAACAGCAAGGACAUGAUGUUUUACAUGUUCCUGCGUCGACUCUUUUCGACAGAUACUCCAUAGACCGUCUUAUAGACCAUGAUAUUAUUAGCUCUGAAGUAGGCUUAGGCCUAGUUUACGUGAUAUUUGCAACCUACAGUGGGGGGUGGGGAUAGCCUAGCCUCCUACUGUAUGUCGUCGAUUGUCAUGCGAGGGCGGACAGCUAUAUAUCUCACUAUAUUUCAGGUUGUUUGCUUUGUCAGGGACAAAUAAACCCUGGAAAUGUCCCUCUUCAGGUCCCUUAUUCGACCCAUUCUGUUUUUCCACAAGACAUAAGUCAAUAGAAAAGGGCAGACCGGGGAAAGAUAACAGCGACUGUCUCCUCCGACAGUUUUUUUUUUUUUUGCAUAGCAAGCAGUUCAAACCUCCAAAGAAAAUGGUGCCAACUCACGACAUGCCUUUAAAAAUGGUUGUUAACACUCCCUCUGCGGGCAAUAAGCUUCAUUUGUCACUAAAAUCAUGGCUGUCAUCAUGAGGAGCCUCCCCGCCCUCUGUGUUGUAGGCUUCUCAUCGUAUUUACAGGCCCGUCGUGCUUGUCGUGAAACGUGAUGUUUCACAGGACACCGUGUAGGCCUGAUGAUGUGCGUGUGUGUAAAUGGCGAGGAAAGGAAAAAGGUGAAUGUUGUGGGUUAGGACCCAGCUCGGUAACAUCAAACAGACUGGUUUAUAAGUGAGGCUGCGAUCAGACGGUUUCGGGUCUGAGCUGCUGUGGCGCUGUCCAGUGCUGAAAUGUCGCUCUCCAGUGCUCAAAGUCAGACAGCGUGCUUAUUCAUGACAGGGGCCAUCCCAAACACAAUCCCUUUAGUUUCAUAAGCAUUUCAAGCAGCUAAGCAACCAGGCUGAAUUUUAAACUAUGUGCUUUUAUUGUGUUGAUUGAUCCUAUUUGGAAUGCAUGUUCAUUUUAUAAGGGAAACCUUGCACAGACCUUUGUCGCAGACUUUUACAUAAGCUCUGAAUUAGGAGAAGGUAAAAUAUAUUUGACACUCUUCCUGACAUCAUUCUCAAAAAAUGAUGCAAACUAAGGGAGCCCAACAUGUUUGUAGAGUUUCCUUCAUUAUUUUCAGAUGUAAAGGGAAUUCCUGUUUGUGAUGAAAAUGAUACCUCCAAACAAAAACAAUCAUCUGCUGGUUAAGACAGUGGUAAAUUCACAGUUUGUCUUGGAUUCUCGGUCUACAAAACGGUUAAAUUCCCCCCACAAAUGAAUACCUGUUGACUGCAAACAUGACAUGUAUUAAAAAAAUGGAUAUAACCCCCAAUUUUUAGAAAGGUUUCCAGACCAGAUCAAGAUGAUCAUGUUCAUUUGAAAGUGAAACCAUGCACCAAACUACGCACAGAUCAGACACAGUUGUCUCACCUGGGCGUGGAGCCCCCAGUUUGUCUUCCAUCAGACACAGUCGGCCGUGUUCACAGGAUGUGAAACUGGUGAGAAAUCUUGUCACAGCUCUAGCAGCUCUUCCUGGUUGGUGCCAGUUCAGAAGUGAUGAUAGUGUGAUCCUCUGCUCACAUGACAGCUCUGUGGUGAUACUCCAUGCUGGCGAGUGAGAGAAAGAAGACAGUUAUUACAUUUUUGUAUUAGAGGGUGAAAUUUUUACCCUUCUUUGCAUCAACACAUUUGAUUAUUUCUAACUAUUCUGCCCUUGAACAUACAUUUUAUCAAUAUAUGUUCUAGUCGAUUAUUAAAUCAAAUGUUUUUUAUUCUUAUUAUUUAUUGUAAUUAUUUAAAACUCAUUAUAGUAGUUUACAGUGAUAGCUUUUUUUUUCCGCUGCUAGUUUCUGUUACGUCUGGCUGGCAGCUGACAGGGACCACCAGCACCAUCAGGCCAACUAUUCAAAGGAUUUGUUGUUGUUAGAGGAUUAGUGAUGUGUGAGCGUGUAAAGGUGACCUUUAUACACAGUUUCGCCUCACACCAGUGGUGAAGUGUGGUUACAACGAAGGCUUAUUUGUCAAAAGAAAUACUACAGCCUUGCUAGAAUCUUCCAUGGCUUUGCAAUAUUGAUCAAUCUGUAUUGAUAUGCAGUCUACUUCAUUUGGAAUCCAAAGCUAGGACACAUUGUAUGCAAACAUUUGAGUGUUUUCAAGAUGCAUUCAUGACAUUGUUAGUGUGCUCUGUAUUUGCUGAUACAUAAAACUGUGAAGUAAUUCAAAUUUUAUUCUGACAUUGCUCUUUAAUUAAGGCAAAUGUCAUUUAAGAUAUAGUGUUAUUAGGGACGAACAAUAACGUACUUUUGCUUACUCACUCUGGCUCUCAUUGACAGAGAUUUGUAUGACAGCACAGCCUAUUUUCAAUGCAAAGAACACAAAGAGUCUCUUCGACUGAGCUGUACUGUUGGUCUGAUUGUGACAUUCAGUUGUAGAAACAGACCUUCAACAAGUUCAGCAGCAUUUGAUUCUACCAUAAAUUAUAAACGUGUUCUCUUUAAGAUAAAGAAAGUCAAAAUAUGGUAGCUGCUACAUUUCUCAGCUUUGUUAAAUGACUGAAAUGUUGAAACUUGUUGGAUCAUGUAAGUUGGGAUCAUGUGCGUAUGAUUAUUGGAUCACUUUAACAGUUGUACAUAUGGGUAUUGUGCAUCCAAAGUUGUUUAAAAUAAGAGGAAAUCAUUUGAGAUCUUUUUGAAAAGAAUCUAGCUUAAUGUAUGUAAACUCAUUCUGCGUUAUCAGUCGUAUUGUUUUGUGCUAACUUUGUGCCUCAUGUCUAUUCUGCAUCAGUCUUGAUAUACAGGGUCACAUUGACCUUUUCAAUGAACAACUUUUUUCAUGAUUUGCAAAUCUCCCUAAAACCCAGAGUGUAAUCAGCAGUGAAAAGUACUGUAAAAAGUGUUUCUCCAUCCUGUCUUAAAACCCAAAAAAGAACUGGAGAUAAUAAAGAAAAAGAAAAAUAUAAUCAGAAAUAACUUAGUUUAUGUUUGGGGCAUGUUUCCAGGGAGCAGACGUUUGUUACAGAAGUCAUAUCCAUAAUUGAUAUCCCUUCCAAAAAAUGAAAUGCACUCAAUCAGGCAUUUGUAGGAUUAUUAGAAUCAAAACAAAGCCUGUCUGAGCAUCACACCCUACAAUCACACCUGUAUGCAAAUCUGUGAAAUUUAUGAGUUUGAGUAUUCUUCAGAUUUGUACAUGCAGUUGUGACUCAGCUAUUCUGUAUUUUGUAGUUUUGAUGAGUCUUUGCUGACUAAUGGUUAAACUGGUACAACCAACUGUUGAGCAGCUUUUCCUCUGUGUUCCCUAAACUCCUCACAAACACGGGUCAUUGUUCAAUAAGGUUAUUAAUGUCACUCGGAAUAGUGGAAAUAAAAUAAGUGAAACAGAAGUAAUUUGUUUCUUGUGAGUUCACAUCAACUCUUGAACUGAUUCUAAUAAAUUGCUGUUGAUAUAUUUUUAUAUAUCGCUGGUGUAUUUGUUUCCCCCCACAGCAAAGAGCAGUCACAAAAGCAAGUGUUAACAAAAGGACGAGGCAUUUUUCACGGAGCUUUCACUUUUCAGCGGUACAUGACACUGUCGCUUAAACUGCCUGCCUCUCCCUGAGGUCAUUAUCGGUGCAGAGUGCUUCUAAAAGAAUAAGUCUAUGUAGGUCACAAUACAACAUGACAUGACAAAUCUACAUGACUUUUGCAGAGCCUGCAGUAGUUGAUUCCUUUUUGGUGAGUGAAGGUAAUUAUCUGGACUCUCCAGAGAUAGCAUAUGGAACUGCUCCAAAUAAGAUCUGAUUAUAAGUGUAAGCAGUUUUUGCUUCUGGUACACAGAGAAGUACCAAACGGAGUCAUUUCCAUUAUCUUAUAGCUCCCAGCACUGCUGCUUGUACGGUCUGCAGCGAAACACCCCAGUUUGUCAGAUAUGAACAAGUUAAAACAACAAAUCAUCCUCCGAGAAAUUUACUAGUGACCAUACAAGAAUGAUGUCUUCGUCUGAGGGUACAUGAGAAUAAUAUGACAUAUCAUAAUGCAGGAGGUGGGAAACCCAAAUUUAGAGUGAAACAAAGUGUUUCCGAUGCUAUUGCAGUUCACUGUGAGAGUUAAAGGAUUGUUCCUUGUUGUUAUUUUGGUGGAAAACUAAAACGUGCAAGCAGGAUCAGACUAAAACUUUGCACACUCUCCUUAACCACAUCACCAUAUUUAUACAAGUGUAGUAACUGUCAGUCUUGCUUUUGUUACUUUGUUGUUUCACAGACUUCAUUCACUUUGGGUCCCCUUACAUUAUAACUAAAUGUUGUUAUAUUUUUUCUGUAGGUCUGCCCCAGCUGGAGCCCCUGCAGAGGGAGGGAGUCAACAACCUCCCAACCUCACCAGCAACCGCCGUCUGCAGCAGACACAGGCACAAGUGGAUGAGGUGAGUGCUCCACAGCCACAUCCCCACUGCAAAUGCAAACCCAAAGUCAUCUGGUCAGGCUCAUUUACUGACAAUAAUUAUCACUGACUGGUCACUUGCUUCUUACAGUUUUCUCUGCUUGCUCAUAUACUACACAAACUAAAAAAACACAAGUCAUCAUCAGAGAUUUACUUCUCUGUGAAACUAUACAAACAACAUCCGAACCAGAUCUAACAGUACGGCUCUGCCCUGCUGGACAGACUGACUCAUCCUGUCUUGAUACACUACAUUGCUCUGUGCGUCUCUCUCCAGGUGGUGGAUAUCAUGCGUGUAAAUGUGGAUAAGGUUCUGGAGCGUGAUCAGAAGCUGUCAGAACUGGACGACAGGGCUGAUGCCCUGCAGGCUGGAGCCUCUCAGUUUGAGACCAGCGCUGCAAAACUGAAGAAUAAAUACUGGUGGAAGAAUGCCAAGGUGAGGACAUGCAGGCGUGCAUACUGGGAACAUAUUUGUGUUUUCAGUUUUCAUUGUGACAUUAAAAAACUUCCUAUACUGUCUACAUGGUUAUAGCCUAACACAAAUGUGUCUGUGCUGCUAAAUGAGGUAUUUUAUGCUGUGCAGCAGUGUUGAAAUAAGGGUAAGGGUGCUGUAGUUUGGGGUCACUGAGGUUAAUUUAAAUAAGGUUUAGAAGUUUCAAAUAUAUAAGCUGGGAUGAUAAAGAUAAAGGCAGAGAACUUGACCUGUGCUACACAAUGAGCUCUGUUUUAUGUCAAAGUUGGCUGCUUUUCUAAUGGUUGUGUUCUCUUUUGCACUGGCUGCAGAUGAUGAUUAUCCUGGGUGUGAUAUGCGUGAUUGUCCUCAUCGUCAUUAUUGGUAAGGAUCCUUUCAACUGCUUUGGCGUACAUAGAUUUUGAUUGUUGCUUUGUUAGACCAGGACAGAAAUGUCUUUAACAUAUUGCACAUAUUGAAAUCAUAGUGUUGGUUUGACGGCUUAGCAAUCUUAUCAUGUUUCCUUUCUUUUCUCCACAGUGUACUUCAGCACCUAA
Molecule: messenger RNA, 20310 nt
Organism: Xyrichtys novacula (pearly razorfish)
Lineage: Eukaryota; Metazoa; Chordata; Actinopteri; Labriformes; Labridae
Source: the annotation of a GenBank genome assembly